AUGGAAAUGCUUAAAGAGGUCAUUGUGCCUGAUGUCGAUAGACCAAGAUAUAGAACAAGGAAGGGUCAUAUAGCAACUAAUGUGUUAGGUGUAUGCACACAUGACCUCAAAUUCGUAUAUGUGUUAUCCGGUUGGGAGGGAUCAGCUACUGCUUCAAGAGUUCUUGGUGACGCUGUUACUAGAGCUAAUGGUCUCAAGGUCCCAACUGGUAAGAUAGACAAAAUGUAUAUGGCGGUUGAUCCUGAGGAAAAUGCAAGGCUUGCAUUUGAUGAAUUGCCUAUAAUGGAAGAUUUACCAGAAAUAUUAGCCUACAUUGAAACCGUUGAGUCAAGCCAGACAUGGACUCAAUGGAAGGAUGAUCUUGCAAGAGAAAUAUAUGAUGAGUGGAAAGGAAUGAGAGCUUGA
This is a messenger RNA of Malus domestica (apple), 405 nucleotides long. RefSeq lists its product as uncharacterized. NCBI's taxonomy places the organism in Eukaryota, Viridiplantae, Streptophyta, Magnoliopsida, Rosales, Rosaceae. The record is from RefSeq and is a predicted model, not a curated record.